Molecule: messenger RNA, 1369 nt
Organism: Camellia sinensis
Lineage: Eukaryota; Viridiplantae; Streptophyta; Magnoliopsida; Ericales; Theaceae
Product: V-type proton ATPase subunit D
Molecular function (GO): proton-transporting ATPase activity, rotational mechanism
Source: RefSeq, a predicted model, not a curated record
AUUUUCAAUUAACCCCAAUUCGCACCUCAACAUCUCAUCUCAUCUCAUCUCAUUCAUCUACGCUGCUCUCUGCUUUUGCUCCUCCUCGAUACGUUGCCGAUCGUCACCGCCGUUAGCCUUUCAGCCGCUGCUCGCCACUCACCGCCGCUGCUCUCUACAGCAUGAUGGGGUCAUUUAUGGUAGGGGUCCAUGCUGUUAUCAUGUACACCAACACUUGAGAUCAUUAUUAGUAGAGCAAGACCCAAAUUUACAUCUCCAAAACCGUUAUUGACGGUGUCGUAUGAACCAUGAUCUCGUUCUUCCUUUUCUUUUCCAAAGCUCCUCCUCCUCCUCCUCCUCCGGCGGUGGCGACACCCCUGUUCCGGCAAGCAACGACUAGCUUUUCGAUCUUUGACAAGAUGUCCGGCCAAAGCCAGCGAUUGAAUGUUGUCCCAACAGUCACAAUGCUGGGAGUUGUGAAAGCUCGCCUUGUCGGCGCCACAAGAGGCCAUGCUCUUCUCAAAAAGAAGAGUGAUGCUUUGACUGUGCAGUUCCGUCAGAUUCUCAAGAAGAUAGUCUCAACAAAAGAAUCAAUGGGAGAGGUCAUGAAAACAUCCUCGUUUGCCCUAACAGAAGCCAAAUAUGUUGCUGGCGAGAACAUCAAGCACAUUGUCCUUGAGAAUGUCCAAAAUGCAUCCAUCAAAGUUCGAUCUCGCCAAGAGAAUAUUGCGGGUGUGAAGCUCCCAAAGUUUGAGUAUUUCACUGAAGCCGAGACAAAGAAUGACCUAACUGGAUUGGCAAGAGGUGGCCAACAAGUGCAAGCUUGUCGCGCUGCGUAUGUGAAAUCCAUUGAGGUUCUUGUCGAGCUUGCGUCUCUUCAGACAUCGUUCUUGACACUUGAUGUGGCGAUCAAGACCACAAAUCGUAGGGUCAAUGCUUUGGAAAAUGUUGUGAAACCGAGGCUAGAGAACACGAUAACUUACAUUAAGGGUGAACUUGAUGAGCUCGAAAGAGAGGAUUUCUUCAGGCUGAAGAAGAUACAAGGUUACAAGAAGAGAGAGAUUGAGAGACAGCUCGCUUCUGCUAAGCAGUUUUCAGAGGACCAGUUGGCGGGGAAAGUUUCUUUGCAGAGGGGGAUUUCGGUUAAUUCAGCGCAUAACUUCUUGUCUGGUGGUAUGCAGAAAGAUGAGGACAUUAUUUUUUGAUGUGGAGGUCAGUUUUGUUUAUUUAUUUUUACUUUAGUGUGUGUGGCUUUUUCUAUGGUGCUUGUUUAAUGCUUUGAAGAAUUCCUAUGAUUUGUUAGAUGGAGAAGAUAUUGUUCCUUGAAUAAAAGUUUUAUGUAUUUUACUAUUUAUUGAAUUAAUUAAUGACCAAACUUAUCUUCGCGCCU